Messenger RNA from Aureobasidium melanogenum CBS 110374, 1443 nucleotides. RefSeq lists its product as uncharacterized. Bases 1 to 1443 code for a protein of 480 amino acids. The record is from RefSeq and is a predicted model, not a curated record. Lineage: Eukaryota; Fungi; Ascomycota; Dothideomycetes; Dothideales; Saccotheciaceae. The transcript is spliced from 5 exons.
AUGCCCCUUGACACUCUGCAAUUGGCAUGCAGAAUAGUGCCUCACAUUGAUCUUCAUAUCUUUUCUGCAGAGUCCAUAGGCAUGUUGGAUAUGGGCUCAAGCGUCUGCCACUUGCGCCGAUCGUCGACAAGAGUUACACACAAAGAGUAUCAGUCUCUGUACACCUUCACACAAGAUCUUCAGACUUCAACUACUGCUCCACUUCUCCUCGAACCCGGAACAAAAGUACCUGCUUGCUUCUGUGUCUUUGCUCAGCAUAUCGACAUGAUUUAUGAAUCACACAACCAUACGGCUUUCAGACGUAGAGCAGUGAACCGCGUUGAGCAGCCAUCUACCAGUACACCUUCAAGCUUGCAUCAUCAUCAUCUGCCUACAAGGAUGAUGCCCAGCCCCGACCAUAGCCCUGCUACUGCCCAUGUAUCGCUUCCGUCCUUCAGGAUUUUGGCUGAGGUCGCCGAUCAGUCGAACCUGCAGUACAUGCGUGCUCCUUCGCUUGGCUGUGAAUAUGUCCCAGUCCCUAUCAUCAUGAACGAGUCUUCGUAUGCCUCACCCCCUGAGUCUGUUACUGCACCUUCGCCUACGCCUACGCCGUCCAGGUCUGCUUCACCAGCCAUGCCCCAAAUGGCUCUGCCUAUUAGACGAGCCAAAAAAUCGAGUCCCUCUUACAGAGUUGAGAAGAAGACGAAGUCCGCAAAACGCAAGGACUAUUCGGAGAUGGCCAGAGCGCAGGAGCUCGAAAACAACAGGCGAAUCGACGAGGCUCAACGCCCUUACAAGGAAGGUGUUCAAGCGCCCGUCAACAGCUAUCUCAUGUCUGGCGGCAACUCGAACGGGCAUCGACCAUUCCCCCGAUUUGAUCGCGCACAUGUGCCUCGCGAAGCCAAACGUGCCAAAUCAGUGACUGGUAGCAGCGACCCCAACACCAGGCACAAUGUUGCACAGACUCAUCUCCGAGCUGAGAAGGGGGGCUCAAGAAUGGUUCUUCAACGUCUCCUUGUGAGUUCUUUGGGCUGGAGAGGUCACAGGCUUCAGACAGUAGUCAAUGCUAAGAGCAGUGGCAUGCUGUACGAGGAGAAGGACCUGCUGCAAGCCAGUACCCAACUCAACUCUCUCGCCAUUGUCCUCAUGCAAGGGCUCUUCGGAAUAGGCAUGCAACAGCUUGGCGGCGUCCUUGACUUGUUUGAGCCAGAAGAUGUCCAGCCCGCAGACGUGGUGAGAGACCCGCGUGAUGACGACAGGACAUACAAUCUCAAGUGCCAAGCAGCCAGAAUCCAGGUCAUUGAAGAGGCACAUCUGCCUCUUGGUCUAAAGAACGUACGCAGCCAAGACGAGCUCCUCCAUAUCAUCGAGCAGAAGCUCAUGCCCAUCGCUACCGACUACGGCAAAGUCGCACUACAGCAGAUGUUCUUCUGCAAGCCCAAAGAAGGCCGAUCAAUGUUUUGA